Molecule: messenger RNA, 414 nt
Organism: Gadus morhua (Atlantic cod)
Lineage: Eukaryota; Metazoa; Chordata; Actinopteri; Gadiformes; Gadidae
Product: prolyl 4-hydroxylase subunit alpha-3-like
Exons: 4
Coding region: 1-414 (137 amino acids)
Cellular component (GO): endoplasmic reticulum
Molecular function (GO): procollagen-proline 4-dioxygenase activity; protein binding
Source: RefSeq, a predicted model, not a curated record
AUGAACAAGGAGUGCUCUUCGUCGCGGGUCGCUAGCAUCCUCCAGUCCGAGAGCUGCGAGCUUCUUAAAAUACUUAACAACGCCGUUUACAACGGAUCCACCACGGCCAUGGCUAACCCCCUGAUCGCAUUCACUCUGAUCAAGCGCUUACAGUCUGAGGGGGCCAACCUGGUCUACAGCAACGAAGCCUCCGAGAACACACAAGCCCUGAGGUCCGGUUUCAAGGCGCUGGAGGCCAGCCUGCCCAAGAUGGAGGACCUGCAGGGUGCUGCUAAGGCCCUGAUGCGGCUCCAGGAUGUUUACGCUCUCCAGGUGGGGAGCCUGACCCGGGGUCGCUUCCAGAGAGCUGCACGGGGCGACCCCGUGGACAUCUAUCGGCCCGCAGCACCAGCCUUCACCGUCCACUGUCCCUGA